Molecule: messenger RNA, 285 nt
Organism: Gongylonema pulchrum
Lineage: Eukaryota; Metazoa; Nematoda; Chromadorea; Rhabditida; Gongylonematidae
Source: the annotation of a GenBank genome assembly
AUGCGAUGGCCGCGGCUUCAAUUAACACUCGCGCAUCUUAUCAAACUACUGACGAUCCGCGGUGUCUCGCCAAUAAUGUGUUCCGGUGCCAAUGCCGGUGGAUUAAGCAGCUUGUUCUAUGGGCUGGGGCUUGGUGCUCCAGGUCAAAUGUAUGUCUCUGUUUGCUAUCUGCUUUUUCAUCACAUCCAUGUUUGGAAGCGCUUCUGGAUGGGUGCGCAUGAGCAAACAACGCACAAAGCGUCCAGAAUGAAUACUUUGCGUAUGCUUGAGGGUCCCUUUUUCUAG